Molecule: messenger RNA, 789 nt
Organism: Myzus persicae (green peach aphid)
Lineage: Eukaryota; Metazoa; Arthropoda; Insecta; Hemiptera; Aphididae
Gene: Prpk
Product: EKC/KEOPS complex subunit bud32
Exons: 1
Coding region: 50-736 (228 amino acids)
Biological process (GO): protein phosphorylation
Cellular component (GO): EKC/KEOPS complex; cytosol; nucleus
Molecular function (GO): protein serine/threonine kinase activity; ATP binding
Source: RefSeq, a predicted model, not a curated record
AAAUUUUAUUUUAUCAAUUUUAUGUAUUAUUUACUGUAAUUUAUAUUUAAUGACAGAUUGUAAUUCACAUACCUAUCUCAUCCUAAUCAUGGAAUUAUAUAAACAAGGAGCAGAAUCAAAAAUAUUCACUACAACUUUCUCAGAUCGAAAAGCCAUUGUCAAAGAACGAUUUUCAAGACAAUAUAGAAACAAAUUGUUGGAUUUAAAUAUACGAAAAGAACGCACAAAAGCUGAAGCGAAAGCUAUUUUGAAAUGUAAACAAGGUGGAAUUGCAACUCCUGUUAUAUAUUCUUUGGAUUUAAAUGACUACAAAAUAAUAAUGGAACAUAUAAAUGGUCAAACAGUCAAUGACUAUCUAACUAAUAUGAAAGAUAAACCAGAUGAUAAUGGCAAUUUGACCAAAUUACUCAUAAACAUUGGAUCUAUUAUAGGAAAAAUGCAUUCUCUUGGAGUAUUUCACGGCGAUUUAACGACUUCCAACAUCAUACAAAAAGACGAUGGUACAUUGGUGUUAAUUGAUUUUGGCCUUAGUCAUUUUAAUCCAAGUAUUGAAGAUAAGGCCGUAGAUUUAUAUGUUUUAGAAAGAGCAUUUAUCAGUACACAUUCUUAUUUUUCACACUUACAUCCAGUAAUUAUGGAUGGUUAUAAAAAUGGUUACGAGUUGGAUGUUAAAGCUGUUCUUAAUCAAUAUCAAAAUGUUCGAGGUCGAGGUCGUAAACGACUAAUGAUUGGCUAGUUUGUUUAAAACAACUUGUAUAUUUUGUUUAAAAUAAAAAUGAUUUUAUUGUA